This is a messenger RNA of Vitis vinifera (wine grape), 1736 nucleotides long. Its product is annotated as abscisic acid 8'-hydroxylase 4. The coding region runs from base 45 to 1562 and encodes 505 amino acids. Gene Ontology annotation, molecular function: (+)-abscisic acid 8'-hydroxylase activity; iron ion binding; heme binding. The record is from RefSeq and is a predicted model, not a curated record. Gene Ontology annotation, biological process: sterol metabolic process. The transcript is spliced from 9 exons. Lineage: Eukaryota; Viridiplantae; Streptophyta; Magnoliopsida; Vitales; Vitaceae.
AUUUCCUCUCAUUGACUUGUUUCCCACAACCAGAAUCUUUCCUGAUGUACUCCUCUCUUUCUGCAACACACCAGAAGCUCAAGAGAGAGAGAGAGAGAAAGGGAGAGAGUUGCUGCAUUUGUAUGGAGAUUCUUUCUAUUUUCUGUUACAUCUUGCUCUUUCUCUCUACUCUUCUUUCUUAUCCCUUCUUAUUUUUAAAGAAACAAAAGAAGAAAGUAUCAAAGCAAAGAGUUUAUAAGCUUCCCCCAGGCUCAAUGGGGUGGCCUUAUAUUGGAGAGACUCUCCAACUCUACUCCCAAGACCCCACUGUCUUCUUUGAUUCAAAACAGGAAAGAUAUGGAGAAAUAUUCAAAACCCACAUACUUGGGUGUCCUUGUGUCAUGCUGUCUAGCCCUGAGGCUGCUCGGUUUGUGCUGGUGACUCGGGCUCAUUUGUUCAAGCCUACGUACCCCAAGAGUAAAGAGAAGAUGAUUGGCCCUUCUGCGCUGUUUUUUCACCAAGGAGACUACCAUGCUCAGCUGAGGAAGCUGGUUCAGAGCUCACUAUCUCCAGAUUCUAUUCGGAAACUAGUCCCCAGUAUUGAAGCCUUGGCUAUUUCUGCUUUGGAGUCAUGGGCCGGCGGGCAGGUCAUUAACACCUUUCAUGCCAUGAAGAAGUUAUCUUUUGAUGUUGGCAUUCUUUCUGUUUUUGGUCACUUGGAGGGUAAUUACAGAGACGAGCUUACCAAGAACUACUGCAUAGUAGACAAAGGUUACAAUUCCUUUCCCACAAAUAUACCAGGAACGGCAUACAGCAAAGCAAUCCUGGCAAGGAAAAGGCUUAAUCAGAUUGUGAGAGAGAUCAUUUGUGAGAGGAAGGAGAAGAGACUGGUGGAAAAGGAUCUGUUGGGCCAUCUACUGAACUUCAAAGAUGAAAAGGGGCAAAUUUUAACUGAGGAUCAAAUCGCCGACAACAUCAUUGGCGUACUGUUUGCUGCUCAGGACACAACGGCUAGUGUCUUAACUUGGGUCCUCAAAUAUCUCCAUGAUGAUCAGAAACUUCUAGAAUCUGUAAAGGCUGAGCAGAAAGCAAUAUUUGAAUCAAACAGUGGAGGAAAUCGGCCUUUGACAUGGGAUCAGACUAGAAACAUGCCACUUACUUAUAGAGUCAUAUUAGAGAGCUUGAGAAUGGCAAGCAUCAUAUCUUUCACCUUUAGGGAAGCCGUAGUUGAUGUAGAGUACAAGGGAUAUCUCAUUCCAAAAGGUUGGAAGGUGAUGCCACUGUUCAGGAACAUUCAUCACAAUCCGGAAUUCUUCUCUGAUCCUCAGAAUUUCGAUCCAUCUAGGUUUGAGGUUGCUCCGAAACCGAAUAGUUUUUUGCCAUUUGGUAGUGGAGUCCAUGCUUGUCCUGGAAAUGAGCUUGCCAAGCUUGAGAUCCUUAUUUUGACUCAUCAUCUAGUUACCAAGUUCAGGUGGGAAGUGGUGGGAUCACAAGGUGGAAUUGAGUAUGGACCAUUCCCUGUUCCUCAGCGUGGACUCCCAGCCAGGUUUUGGAAACUGGAAAGCAAGAAGAGUGCCCCUUAAUUCUAGAUGACUUCUCCCACUAUUGUAUUAAUUAGUCUCCAAACCAACCCUUCUUUUUUGGGGUUGGUUCCUAUCUCAUGUAAUUUUUGGGCUUUCCCGUCUCUAAAUGUAAUUUGACCAUAUAUUAACAGAUGAGUACUACGGGGGGGAAUUUUUUCCAGCCCUUAAAAUCAA